AUGAGUUGUCCAAUGUUUAUGUAUGGUUUAACAGCUGGUUCAGUUAUACCAUUAUCAAUUGUUUAUAUGAUGCGACCUGAGAGUUUAAAAAACUUAUUUGAUUUAAUAUCAUCAUCAUUAUUAAUUGCAUUUAAUUGGUCCGAAGGUGUUGCUCAACGUUUUAAUUUAAGUAAUGAUUUAUUUUUUAAUAAUGAUAUCAAUCAAACAAUAUCAAUCAAAAUGUAUAGUUGUUAUACAAUUGAAUAUUGGUAUAAUAUUUUUUCAUGGAUAAUUUAUUUUUCUUUUAUAUUAUCAUUAAUAUUAUUUAUAUUAAAUCAACGUUUUAAGAAUUCUGAAGAAGACUUAUUUCAUAAUAAUAAUAAUGAAUACGAAUAUAGAACAACAGAUUUUGUUUUUUAUUAUUUUUGCAUCUUUAUUCUUGCUAUGACAUCAAUAUUAAUACGAAUUCUUAUGGAACAUUAUCUACUUGGAUAUUUGAAACCAUUUACUAUUGUAUAUUUGUUGUGGUAUAUUGUUUCAUUUGCUAUUUUUUUUUGUAUUUUAGAACAAAACUAUUUACCUAUGAAUGAAACUAAUUUAACAUCAAUUAUAUUCGGUAUUAUUGUUGGUUUUUAUAGUACAAUAUUUCUUCUUUGUCUAUCUGAUAUUGUAUAUUUAAGUAAAGAAAUGAUAAAAAUUAAAGACAAAAUAGAUGAUAUUCGAAAUAUAUAUACAAAUCAAAGUUUCUUGAAUCAAAUACCAUCGAUUAAUUAUUCUCAUAGUAAAAAUUCAUUAAUGUCAUGUGCAACAAAAAAAAUUUCCGGUCAAUUAUGUUUAUCAUAUAAUGAACAACGUCAAAUACUUGAUUAUAUUAAUUUUAUAUGUAAUAUGUCAAUACUUAUAUUUACGAGUUAUUCACUAUAUAUUUAUGGUAUUGGUACACAUCAUGGUUUAAAAUAUCGUUUUCUUUUUUUUCUUUUUAAACUAUUACUUAUAAUUCUAUCAAUAUGGCUAAAUCUAUAUUUUAAACAAGGUUUACCAAAUGAUAUAUUUCUUUAUAUAUGGAUAGAUAUUAAUUGUAUUAUAUCAAUCUAUCGUAGUUUACAUCAAACAAUAUAA
Messenger RNA from Rotaria sp. Silwood1, 1098 nucleotides. NCBI's taxonomy places the organism in Eukaryota, Metazoa, Rotifera, Eurotatoria, Philodinida, Philodinidae. The record is from the annotation of a GenBank genome assembly.